This is a messenger RNA of Galleria mellonella (greater wax moth), 1269 nucleotides long. RefSeq names its product fibroin light chain-like (gene Fib-l). The transcript has 7 exons. NCBI's taxonomy places the organism in Eukaryota, Metazoa, Arthropoda, Insecta, Lepidoptera, Pyralidae. Bases 100 to 903 code for a protein of 267 amino acids. Gene Ontology annotation, cellular component: extracellular region. The record is from RefSeq and is a predicted model, not a curated record.
UAUAUAUUUAUGUUAAUUGUUACAUGUGUAUAUAUAGAGGAGAAAAUCAGAUGGUCUCGUGUAUAGUAUAUACCGUAUUGGUCGAAAAAGACCAGCACAAUGCUGCCCUUCGUUUUGGUAUUACUCGUCGCGACGAGCGCAUUAGCCGCCCCCUCCGUUGUUAUCAGUCAAGACAACAUCAACAACAUCGCGCCAGCUGUUGGCAAUGGACGCCCCAUCUCUAGCGCUUUAAUCGACCGUGCCUUCGAAAUUGUUGACGGCGGUGACACAAACAUCUACAUUUUGACCAUUCAACAAAUCUUGAACGACCUCGCUGACCAACCAGACGGCCUCAGCCAGAGCCUGGCUGUAACCCAAGCCGUCGCAGCUCUCGGUGAGCUCGCAACCGGCGUCCCAGGAAACUCCUGUGAAGCCGCCGCCGUUAUUGAUGCAUACGCCAAUUCGGUCCGCACCGGCGACAACUCAGCACUUUCUAUAGCCGUCGCCAACUACAUCAACCGUCUGUCGUCCAACAUUGGCCUCAUCAGCCAACUCGCCUCCAACCCUGACUCCCUUCGUUACUCGAGCGGCCCCGUCGGCAACUGCGCUGGUGGUGGCAGAAGCUACCAAUUCGAGGCAGCUUGGGAUGCAGUUCUCGACAACGCCAACCCAUACCAGAUUGGCUUGAUCAAUGAAGAGUACUGUGCAGCCAGACGUCUGUACAAUGCCUUCAAUAGCCGCAGUAACAACGUAGGUGCAGCUAUCACAGCCGGUGCUGUCGUAGCACAAACACAAGCUGCACAGAUCAUCCUGCCAUCCCUAGUCAAUGUCUUGUCUGCCGUCGCAGCUGGCGGCAACGUAGCCGGAGCAGCCGCUCAAGCUGGACAAGCCCUCGCCAACGCAGCCGCCAACGUGCAACUGUAAACAAGUUGAACUCACUAACUAUACAUAAUAUAUCGUGUAUAUUUAUAUACCAUAUAACAACCUAAAUAGAAAACGCGAAUCGUCUUUACUCAAUAUAGAUGUAUUCGUACACAUUAUUUAUAUAUAUAGUAUUAUUUACUCAUUAUUAGACAAGGCAAUAAUAAAUUGGCCAUGAAAUAUUUCAACAAUAUUACGUAUACAGUUUAUAUUUGCCUUGCCGUUCCACAUUGACAGAAAUAAACGGUACUAUUUUUUUAUUAUGUGAAUAUACGUUUUUAUACUAAACAAACACGACCUGGCUUUUCAUUUCACGGUAUUCGAUACUUAUUUAAUUUAAUAAAGAUGUAUCCAGUUGUAAAAAUGUAA